Messenger RNA from Cryptococcus deneoformans JEC21, 2851 nucleotides. RefSeq lists its product as hypothetical. Bases 71 to 2752 code for a protein of 893 amino acids. Gene Ontology annotation, molecular function: 5'-flap endonuclease activity. Lineage: Eukaryota; Fungi; Basidiomycota; Tremellomycetes; Tremellales; Cryptococcaceae. The record is from RefSeq and is a predicted model, not a curated record. The transcript has 7 exons.
UACUACUUGCUCGACUUCUUGGGAUUUUUGGUACGGAGACACCUGGGCCUACAUAUCUAUCCAAAGAGAAAUGGGUGUUUCUGGUCUUUGGGACCUUCUGAGACCAAGUGCGGCGAGCGUUACGCUACAUACGCUCUCCAAAGAAGCCUUUUUGGAAAAUAAGAACGGCCUGAGAGCACUCACAGUUGGUAUAGAUGCUUCAAUUUGGAUCUUUCAUGCGGCUGUACCUCAACAUGGUGAAAACCCUUUCCUAAGGACCAUAUUUUUCAAGAUCACAGCAUUACUCCAACAUCCUGUACUGCCAGUAUUUGUUUUUGAUGGUCCCAACAAGCCUGCGAUGAAAAGAAAUCAGAAGGUCGGGGGAAAAUUCGGAACCCAUGAUUACCGAAGCAAACAGUUUAAGGCCUUACUUGACACCUGUGGUCUUGAAUGGUGGAACGCGCCGGGAGAGGCGGAAGCAGAGUUGGCUGUAAUGAAUCGGCAAGGAAAGAUAGAUGCCAUUUUGUCCGAUGACGGAGAUGCUCUUCUAUUUGGAGCGAAAUGUCUCAUCAGGAAUUCUUCCCCGACUCUCUCAGGAUCGCUGGCUUCUUCAACGAAGAAUAAUCCAUCUGCCGGCUCUAAACGUGAUUACGACGUAUAUACACUAUCCCGGAUCUGUGGAGAAUGGGCAAAAGAGCAGGACACCGAACUGACAUCUGAAGAAAGCUGCACAAUGGCAAUGGUAUGGAUUGCCCUUUUAAGUGGCGGAGACUACACGCCCGAAGGACUCUACAGUAUCGGACAUAAAAUAUCCUACGGUCUUGCCAAAGCUGGGCUUUCUGACUACUUGAAAGAAUACUGCCGUGACAAGCAAGCUUUCCUGAAGUCUUUGCCCGGGCUUCACGCUCGUAUGGUGGAAGAACUCCGGACAAAUUCUUCUAAACAGCAGGACAAGCGUUACCCUGAUCGCUCUAACAAGCUCUCAGCAAUGUCCCCUUCGCAGCUGUUUCCAACGUCCACUUUGGACGCUUAUCUCAGCCCAUGCACUAGCCCUUUGGACGACCCUUCUCAAGGAUGGCCUGGUUUCGGACAGGGAAGCUGUUCCAUGGCCAGAGGAAAGGCAAGGAGUGAAGGGAGAGGCGAUAUGGAGGGCAUGGCAGCAGCAUGUGAGAAAUAUUUUGAAUGGGGAACCAAGGAUCUUGUGUGCAAGAAAUUUGCAGGAGAGUCUGUGGGUAUCUUUGGAGCAGAAAUUAUGAACGCCGCUCGAGAGGCGGUACGCGCUAGGGAUAGCUUGGGUCUAGGCGUUGGCAUAGGUCCAGAGAAGACGCCUUCGAGAAUUACUUCCUUCUUUCAACAGUCUGUCCCAUCUCCUAUAUCGUCCAAAUCGACCGGAGCUUCUCAGUUUCCUAACCCGGCAACUCAGCUGCGCGAUACCGUUCCACCUCAUAUCGUCCAAAUCCACUCAGAGAGGACAAGUAAAGAUGGAACGGAGAAAGACUACCGCAUCUCAUUUCACCAGGAUGUGUAUGUUGAACGUUGCCGCAAUGCCAUGCUUGGCAUACGAGUCGACCCUAGCGAACUUCCUCAAGAAGAAAAGAACAGACUAGGACUCGCCGACCAUGCUGAUAAAGACAACGAUGAUAAAGUGUCCGCAACUCAAACGGCCUCCAAGUCUGAAAUCAGAGUCUGGCUUCCUCAAUACCUCGUACGAGAGGCAUGGCCGGAACUAGUCAAAGCUUACGAUGAUAAGCUGGCUGCCAAAACGGCCAGUAAGUUGAAAACGCCUAAAAAGGAUGUCCAGCCUUUGAAAACAAAUGCCGCUGGUAAGGCAAAGAGGGGAAGGGGGAAGAAGGCGCUUGAAGCAGACGGGGAGGAUGUAAAUGCGUUCACCUCCUUCUUCAGUCAACGCCCCAAAGAAUCAACACUAGAUGCUUUUGAGGAGGAAGAAGAGCAAAUUGAGCCAACGCCACCGCAAAGUAAGGCUACGCAAGAGGUCAUCGAUCUCAGCCUGUCGCCUUCCCCUUCACCACCUGCAUCUCCCACGCAAAAGUCCUCAAAUAAUGCCGAGAAAAAGAAGCUAGCACGACCAGCUCUUAACACAUCUACCUCCAGUACACCGUCCGGUGGAGAGAAAGGUGAAGGCUCCAGUCGAACUGCCCGGCGUGCUCGUAAAAAAAUCCACAAAUCCACUUCACCUUUAAAAACGAUCACCGACCUCUCCAAGUCUUCCCCUUCUCCUGAGCAGUCCACGGCAACUCCCACUAUCACCCCACGGUUCUCCAGUCGAACGUUCAGAAAGACUAUAUCCUCGCCAUCUGCCUUCCCACCACGCCGGGUGCAGGCUCAGGAAGUUAUCGAUCUCUGCUCAUCGAGUGAAGAGGAUACAGCUCCAGCGAAGCCCAUUCAUCGUAGACAAGCCGCCAGGUCGCCUAAAAUCUCAUCCCCGCCAUCUGGUAUUCUUUCUAGUUCCACUAAGAUCAAUACCCAAUCAUCUCGUUCAUCUCGCUCUACCUCUGUCUCAUUUCCUGCCUGUCCUUUGAACAAACCAAGCUCACGCUCGCCACGGGAAAGUUCGAUACUCAGCCACCCUCUCCUUUCUGGGUCUAGCCAAUCAUCCUCCCUAUCGCCUCCCCCGCCUACACCUCCUAAUACACAAAGAGCAACAUCCCCAAAGAAAACAAAAGUAUCAUCCCCGGCUAGGCGACGGCCAAAGUACAAAAUUAUCAGCUCGACAAAAGACGGCGAAGUCAUUGAUUGUACGAUGCGACGAUAAGUUUUUGUGUAGUAAUGUAAUGUCCCACGUUGAUCUGAUUAAUUUGUUGAUGAUAUGAUGAAAUGUAACGAUCUUGCCCAUAUAAUGAUGAAGUACCAC